AUGGGUAAAUACUUCGUACUGAGCGUGGCGACAGCAUGGCGGAACGAGGGCACCUCAAGAGCUCAGUGCAAUGAAGGCGCCUGCGGUCUCGGGGGGUCACGCCUCGAGGUACUCGGCCGCGGCGCGGCGCCCGCCGUCAGGCGCCCACUGGCGCGUUUGGCGCCUGGAGCGCCAUUCCAUUGUCUACAAGACUGGGACAAGCUACGAGCUCCUGAGUGUGGCUUCAUUGAUGACUUCAUCCCUGAUAGAACACCCUGCAGCAAGUGGUCGAAAAUCGCGUGUUCCGGCGAAUGUGUGACCGUGGCGAUAGAGGAGGGCCACUAUGAAGAAGACCAAUGUGAAUUAGCACAAGAACUAGCCGAAGUAACUGAACUACCACUGCGUCUGACUUAUUCUUUAAAUUAUUUAAUACCAGAGCGCACAAACAGCUCGUUCCUCUUAUUUGACUUCGCUAUUUUGACGGACAGUAAUGAGCGAAUAUGGCCUGCGCCAUCUCACCCUAACUUCACCUUGCUGGAUGCCGUUUCCUUGUCAUUAGGAGAUGUUCGCAAACUACUGUGGUUUGCUCCUCAAGUUCUGAACCUCGCAUAUCGCUUCCAGCCAACAGCCUCGAUGCUGCGUCGUGUUCUAGCCAAUAGCAUAAAACUUGGAUUUGAGAGGGCGGCGUGUGAAGCUAUCGUCGCAUCUAACAAGACUCGUGACCUCGCCCGGUCCUGGCUCACAUGCAACGACAACUUCUGCAACGUGAAACCCAAAUUGAUCAUCUACGUGUGUGAAGCGGCAGAAAAUGAGGACAAGCGCUAUCAAACUAUCAUAAGAAUAGCACGAUACCACUGGGUCAACACGAGUAAUCGAACUAGGUUUGGUUUGGAAUACAUCGAGAUAAACUGUUCGACAACCGAUGAAGUCAAAUACGAUUUGGAGAAUUUGAUGACAAACUACGAGUUUGUAAACUUGCGUGGUGUGGUAGCCAUGGGAUCGGGGGGAGCGUCGCCGUUGCCUGAGUUCGCCAGGGACAAGGUGAUGGUGCCGCUGCUGCUGGUAGCGCCGCCGCCGAGCGGCGCGGAGCUGGCUAGCGCGCGCAGCACCGCGCCGUCUGCGCCGGCACUGGCGUCGGCGGUACGCGCGCUGUUGAGCGCCUGCGGCUGGCGGCGCGUGGCACUUCUAAGGGAAGAGGGUCGCUGCGAUGUAUGGAAGCGGUCACUGGGAGUGGCAGAGUUGUUAAGCGAGCACGACCUCAUAGUAUAUCCGGCAAUCGUGCAAGCGAACAACGCGACGGGCGCGCUUGACGCGCUGCAAGCGCACGACGCUCGCGUGGUCGUGAUAGAUGCUAGUGCAGGCACGGCGAACAACGUUCUGGCAACAGCGGAAAAACGGGGACACACGAUGAAAGCUGGCUAUGUAUGGAUCGUCGUCGGCGCGGCGGGAAACUCCUACGAUUCAGACUGGCUGCCAACGAAUUCUGACUUCUCGUACUUGACCGUAAGCGGGGACUGGCGCGGCGGCAAAACGCCAAAUGGACUGCUUGGCUCCUCGACACUACGCGACACUUUGGACAAGGCCUUCCCAAGAUGGCCGCCACAUACUUCCGCGCUCGUCGACGCUAUUCUGCUGAUACUUGAAGGCACCGCGCGAUUGGAAGAGUGGUAUCCGGAGCACAGAGAUGAUCCGCAUCGCCCCGACGUAGCCCGGAAAUUCUUAGAGAUUCUCGACAGCAUUACAGUGGCGGGCGUGACUCGCGACAUACACGCGAAUUCAACUCCGCUCGUCUUCGCUCACCGCUGGACGUCAAAAGGUGUACAGUUGGUCGCUGCGUGGGAUGGUGUGAAGAAUAUACAUAGCGAUAAAGAGCAGCUGUGUGGCGCCGUGCCCGACGGUCCCGGCUGCUACACCACCCGCUCCGGAGACUACUUCACCCCCCACUGCCACGACUUCGCAUGGGCUAUCCUAGCCUGUGCGCUGGCGUUCGGCCUCCCGUCUCUCUACGCCGCCCACGUCGCACGCCGUCGCCGUCUUCAGCGCCGAGACCGCGCCGUAGAAGAGCGCGUUUUGCUCCGAGGCGGCCACUCCGCCGCCGAAGCCGCCGCCGGCGCCGCUUUAGCUGAACACGCCGUCCCGCGUGAUGCCUUGCAGUUGCUGGAUGAGUUGGGCACUGGGCAUUAUGGGGUUGUACAUCAAGCGGUAUUGCGCUGCCCUGCAAGAGCUGCGCUUGGGGUUGCUGUCAAGGCGCCACGAGCAGAUGCGCCAGCUGGGGCGGCCACUGAACUUCUUCGCGAGGCAGCACUUCUUGCGACAUUGAAACACGACCACGUAGUGCGUUUCACAGGUGUGUGCUGGGAGGGCGGCCCGCUAGUUCUGAUGGAGCACGCGUUUUACGGCGACCUGCGGCGGUACCUCCGCGCCCGGCGCACGCUAGCUGAGCGCGCUCGCGACGGUCUCCCUGAGCCGGAGGCGGCGCACGUAGCGGCGGCGGCGCUCACGAGACUAGCCCGUGAAGCGGCGGCGGCGUUAGGGUAUCUAGCGCAUCAGCGGCUGGUCCAUCGAGACGUUCGCGCCGCCAACUGCUUAGUGGACGUCCGUCGGUCUCUCAAGUUGGCCGAUUUUGGGAUGGCGCGGCGGUUAGAUAAACCAGGGAAGAGAGAAUAUUUGUGCAAGCGACGUGCCAUGUUUCCGGUGUUAUGGAUGGCGCCAGAAUCCCUUUCCCGCGGCGUUUUCUCAGCGGCCAGCGAUGUCUGGGCACUAGGCGUAUUGUUACUAGAACUAGCCACGCUGGGCGAGCGGCCGUACGGCGCGUGGACCACGCCUCGCGUUCUACGCCAUGUGCGUGAGGGCGGCGCGCCGCCGCUGCCAAAAGACGCCGCGCCUAGCACCCGCGGCAUAACAGCGGCCUGCUGGCACCGUUCGCCCGAGGAACGACCGACAGCAGCCGAACUAGUCGCGUACCUCGCCGAUCAUCCCCGCGCCAUACAGCCAGCGUUAGAACCAUACGCCGACGCCGAUACAAACGCCGACGCCGCCCCGGAUACCGAUGUGUACAUCGAAGAGUGGACUGUUAACUAA
Messenger RNA from Cydia fagiglandana, 3060 nucleotides. RefSeq lists its product as uncharacterized. Lineage: Eukaryota; Metazoa; Arthropoda; Insecta; Lepidoptera; Tortricidae. The record is from RefSeq and is a predicted model, not a curated record. Gene Ontology annotation, biological process: cell surface receptor protein tyrosine kinase signaling pathway; positive regulation of kinase activity; multicellular organism development. The transcript has 14 exons. Gene Ontology annotation, molecular function: ATP binding; transmembrane receptor protein tyrosine kinase activity. Bases 1 to 3060 code for a protein of 1019 amino acids. Gene Ontology annotation, cellular component: plasma membrane; signaling receptor complex.